Penicillium maclennaniae is the source of this 2013-nucleotide messenger RNA. RefSeq names its product putative cell cycle control protein (Cwf4) (gene clf1). The transcript has 2 exons. Lineage: Eukaryota; Fungi; Ascomycota; Eurotiomycetes; Eurotiales; Aspergillaceae. The coding region runs from base 1 to 2013 and encodes 670 amino acids. Gene Ontology annotation, cellular component: U2-type catalytic step 2 spliceosome; Prp19 complex; post-mRNA release spliceosomal complex. The record is from RefSeq and is a predicted model, not a curated record. Gene Ontology annotation, molecular function: protein binding. Gene Ontology annotation, biological process: mRNA splicing, via spliceosome; spliceosomal complex assembly.
AUGGAGGCUUCUCGUGGCCCUCCUCGGGUCAAGAAUAAGGCCCCGGCGCCGAUCCAGAUUUCCGCAGAGCAAUUGCUGCGCGAGGCUGUGGACAGACAGGAGCCCGGCCUGCAAGCACCGACACAGCGCUUUGCAGAUUUAGAAGAGCUACAUGAAUUCCAGGGUCGCAAGCGCAAGGAAUUCGAGGACUAUGUGCGGCGCAACCGUAUUAACAUGAACAACUGGAUGCGCUAUGCAGCAUGGGAACUGGAGCAGAAGGAAUUCCGCCGAGCCCGGUCGAUCUUUGAGCGCGCGCUGGACGUCGACUCGACUUCGGUCGCUUUAUGGAUUCGGUAUAUCGAAGCUGAGAUGAAGACUCGAAAUAUCAACCACGCCCGAAACCUCCUCGAUCGUGCGGUGACCAUUUUGCCUCGCAUUGACAAGCUCUGGUACAAGUAUGUCUACAUGGAAGAGACUCUGGGUAACAUCCCGGGUACUCGCCAGGUAUUUGAACGUUGGAUGUCAUGGGAGCCUGAAGAGGGUGCUUGGGGCGCAUAUAUCAAGUUGGAGAAGCGGUACAACGAGUUCGACCGAGCGCGUGCUAUCUUCCAGCGAUUCACCAUCGUCCACCCUGAGCCUCGGAACUGGAUUAAAUGGGCUCGGUUCGAGGAGGAAUACGGAACGAGUGACCUUGUUCGUGAGGUCUAUGGCCUGGCCAUCGAGACACUGGGAGAGGACUUUAUGGACGAGAAGCUCUUCAUCGCCUACGCCAAGUUCGAGGCUAAGUUGAAGGAAUACGAGCGCGCUCGGGCUAUCUACAAGUAUGCCUUAGAUCGUCUGCCACACUCAAAAUCGAUGGUCUUGCACAAGGCCUACACCACAUUCGAGAAGCAGUUCGGUGACCGGGAAGGCGUCGAGGAUGUGAUUCUGUCCAAGCGCCGGGUACAAUACGAAGAAGAGCUCAAGCAAAACUCGCGUAAUUACGACAUCUGGUUCGACUUUGCAAGGCUCGAAGAAACGGCUGGCGACCCAGAGAAGGUGCGAGAUGUCUACGAGCGAGCCAUCGCGCAAAUUCCCCCGUCUCAAGAAAAGAGGCAUUGGCGCCGGUAUAUCUACCUUUGGAUCUUCUACGCCGUGUGGGAAGAGAUGGAGGCCAAGGAUGCGGAUCGCGCGCGACAGAUCUACCAAGAAUGCAUCAAGUUGAUCCCUCAUAAGAAGUUCACAUUCGCCAAGGUCUGGCUCAUGAAGGCCCAGUUUGAAAUUCGCCAAAUGGAGCUGCAGGCUGCACGAAAGACCCUGGGCAUGGCCAUUGGCAUGUGUCCGAAAGACAAACUCUUCCGCGGCUACAUCGAACUUGAGCGCCAAUUGUUCGAGUUCGUGCGCUGUCGCACUCUGUACGAGAAGCAGCUUGAGUGGAAUUCCUCGAACAGCCAGUCUUGGAUUCGAUAUGCCGAGCUGGAGCGUGGCCUGGAUGAUCCAGACCGCGCUCGCGCGCUCUACGAGCUGGGUAUCGACCAGCCGACCCUCGACAUGCCCGAGCUGGUGUGGAAGUCCUAUAUCGACUUCGAGGAGUACGAGGGCGAGUACGACAGAGUGCGCGCUCUAUACGAGCGUCUCCUCCAGAAGACCGAUCACGUCAAGGUAUGGAUCAACUACGCACGUUUCGAGAUCAACGUACCGGAGGAGGAAGAGGAGGAAGACGAAGACGAGGAGAAGCCUGUCAGCGAAGACGCGAAGAAACGAGCGCGGGCGGUAUUCGAGCGGGCGCACAAGGUCUUCAAGGACAAGGAGCUCAAGGAAGAGCGAGUGGAAUUGCUCAACGCCUGGCGCUCCUUCGAGCACACACACGGUUCUCCCGAAGAGAUCGACAAUAUCGAAAAGCAGAUGCCCCGGCGGGUCAAGAAGCGUCGCAAGCUGGAAGACGACCGGUACGAGGAGUACAUGGACUACGUCUUCCCGGCCGACGACAAAUCCGCCGCGAACCUGUCGAAGCUGCUCCAGCGGGCGCACCAGUGGAAGCAGGGCCAGGCAUAA